Adineta steineri is the source of this 255-nucleotide messenger RNA. The record is from the annotation of a GenBank genome assembly. NCBI's taxonomy places the organism in Eukaryota, Metazoa, Rotifera, Eurotatoria, Adinetida, Adinetidae.
AUGUCUGAUCGUCCACAAACAAUGUUGAUGAAACUUGUUUUCAAAAGGGCACCAGUAAUGCGUGAGCCUUAUCGAGGUUCACAUUGGACAAUAAUUGAAACAAGUAAAAUAAACAAAAAAGAAUCAAGUGUACAUAAACGAAAAGAAAAAGCUGAAUCAUUAAAUAAAACGAACAAAAUUGUUCAAAAAACAUCACCAUCAUCAUCAUCCUUAAUUGAAAAGGUAGCCAUAUCAUUGAAAAAUAUACGUCGCUAG